This is a messenger RNA of Bombina bombina (fire-bellied toad), 2011 nucleotides long. It is a transcript of the gene ALDH7A1, whose product is annotated as aldehyde dehydrogenase 7 family member A1. Bases 58 to 1677 code for a protein of 539 amino acids. NCBI's taxonomy places the organism in Eukaryota, Metazoa, Chordata, Amphibia, Anura, Bombinatoridae. The transcript has 18 exons. Gene Ontology annotation, molecular function: aldehyde dehydrogenase (NAD+) activity. The record is from RefSeq and is a predicted model, not a curated record.
UGGGUCUGCUUACUGCUGCAUGUAUUAGCCAGCUGUAACUCCUUGUGUUACUUCACCAUGCUGCAGCUAACCUUACAUUGUUCCAGACAUUUUGUUCUGAAGAGAAAUAUCUUUUUAUUCUGUCGUAGGCAGGCCGCAGCAAUGUCUACACUGUUAAUUAACCAACCACAGUAUUCAUGGCUGAAAGAUCUAGGCCUGAAGGAGGAAAAUGAGGGAGUUUACAAUGGUACAUGGGGAGGAAAAGGAGAGAUUGUGACAUCGUAUUGUCCUGCUAAUAACUUGCCAAUUGCCAGAGUUAAACAGGCCAAUCUGGAAGACUAUAAUGAAACGGUUAAUAAAGCAAAAGAAGCAUGGAAAAUCUGGGCAGAUAUUCCUGCUCCAAAACGUGGUGAGAUAGUACGACAAAUUGGUGAUGCACUUCGAAAGAAGAUCAAACUUCUUGGACAUCUGGAAUCUCUGGAGAUGGGAAAAAUUUUGGUUGAAGGUGUUGGAGAAGUUCAGGAAUAUAUUGAUAUUUGCGACUUUGCAGUUGGCCUUUCUCGUAUCAUUGGGGGGCCUAUUUUACCUUCAGAAAGACCUGGCCAUGCUCUGAUUGAACAGUGGAACCCUGUGGGUUUGGUUGGCAUUAUCACUGCCUUUAAUUUCCCAGUGGCAGUCUAUGGCUGGAAUAACGCACUUGCACUUAUUUGUGGGGAUGUCUGUCUAUGGAAAGGCGCUCCUACAACAUCUCUAACUAGUGUAGCUGUUACAAAAAUAGUUGCUCAAGUUUUAGAAGACAACAACUUGCCAGGAGCCAUCUGUUCUUUGACAUGUGGUGGGGCUGACAUUGGCAAUGCCAUAGCCCAGGAUGAAAAAGUGGACCUAGUGUCAUUCACUGGCAGUACUAAUGUGGGAAGACAGGUAGCACUUAAAGUUCAAGAAAGAUUUGGCCGCAAAUUGUUGGAACUCGGUGGGAACAAUGCAAUUAUUGUGUUUGAAGAUGCAGAUCUUAACCUUGUCACUCCUUCAGUUCUUUUUGCUGCUGUUGGUACAGCAGGACAGAGAUGUACAACAGCCAGGCGACUGUUUUUACAAGAAAGCAUUCACGAUGAAAUUGUGGAAAAGCUGUCAAAAGCCUAUGCACAAGUGCGCAUUGGAGACCCAUGGGAAUCUGACACUUUGUGUGGUCCUCUUCACACUAAGCAGGCUGUCGAAAUGUUUCUUUCUGCAAUUGAGCAAGCAAAAUGUGAAGGCGGUGAAGUGGUAACUGGUGGAAAAGUAAUUGAUCGUUCUGGAAACUUUGUGGAACCAACCAUCAUAACUGGGCUUUCACACAAUUCACCCAUCGUUCACAAAGAGACUUUUGCUCCAAUACUCUACAUUCUAAAGUUUAAGUCUGAAGAAGAGGCUUUUGCUUGGAAUAAUGAGGUGAAGCAAGGUCUUUCAAGUAGCAUCUUUACUAAGGAUCUUGGAAGAAUAUUCCGAUGGCUGGGGCCAAAGGGAUCUGAUUGCGGAGUGGUGAAUGUCAACAUUCCUACUAGUGGUGCUGAAAUUGGUGGAGCUUUUGGCGGUGAGAAGCACACAGGUGGAGGCAGAGAGUCCGGAAGUGAUUCAUGGAAACAUUAUAUGAGACGAUCUACCUGCACUAUAAAUUACAGUAAAGAUUUGCCACUGGCACAAGGAAUAAAGUUCCAGUGAACAGCCACUAGAUGGUGAAACAAGCUGAUAUUUCAAGACAACUGGAAAAUUUCUUCUUGCAACAAUCUGCCGCAACUCCUCACUCGAUAUUUGACAAAUAUUCACUUUAUAAAAGUAAAUCUUUUAAAUGCAUUGCUUGAUUUUUGUAAUCUGAACCAAAAAAACUAAAAUACAGCAGGUGUCUGUCAACAAAAAGCAAAUAUACCUGGCAACUGUUGCACCAGAUUUUUUCACAAUUUUCUCAAUGUCUUAUGUAGGAAUGCCUCCUCCAUAAAUUUGUGAUUAUGUUUUUUGUUUUCUUCCAUAGAAGAAAAAUAAAGUUUAUAUUUCCCAA